AACGUCGCUUCCGUUGUAAAGUUCACACUUCAUGCGUUUGUUUGCAGCAAGCAUCAGUCGGGUGUUGGACUUCAGAGACAGUCGGAGCGGUCGUGAACAGGCGGCAGAAACCUUUGGACACAUUGGUUGGGACUGAGUAUCCAGGGAAGGAUGAUGGAAAAACGCUACGAUCCCAAUGACAGCACCCUGAAGUUUGUACAGAGAAAGGACGCGAUCACAGGUGAUGAUGACCUAAGUGUUCUCAGAGUGGAGAUGUCCUGUCGACAUGCUGUGGACCCCACAUCACUGACCGGAUGGUGCCGUAGCCUGAUAGAUUCUGGUCAUUUCACAUUCCACUGCCCUGGUAAAAAGGAUGGAACAGAAGAAAAGUGCAACAAGGAAUGGCCCUAUGUGGAGGUUCGCAGGCAUGCGUUGCUGGAUAACGAUGAACAGAAGUAUUUUGAAGAGAAGGUUGCCUUACUCGCUGCGGCAAAGUACUGUGAAAUCAGCACGUGCCCUGGAUGCCAGACUUGUGUCGAGCGAAAAGAUCUGACAAAUCUUUCAGUGAGAUGUUCCAUUUGUACAGCGCAAAAUGGAAGCUGCUACGAAUUUUGCUGGCAAUGUUCGAAGCAAUGGAAGGGCCGAGCACCCCGUUCUGAUCGAUGCGACAAUGAAGGAUGCACAAACAUUCAGUUGGACGCCCUUAACAACUGUGACAUGAAAACUUUAUCCUACAGUAACAUCCAAUGCCCUAAAUUCCGCGCUUGUCCCACAUGUGGGAUUAUUAUAGAGCAUAAGGAUAUGUGCAAGUAUAUCCUGUGCUCCAGGUGUCAUGUGGAGUUUUGCUUUGCUUGUCUUAAGACCAAAGCAGUUUGUGAAAGAUCAUCUAACUAUUCUGCUACUUGUGCUAAUCCUGUGGCCCCGAGGCAAACAAGUAUUCCCACAUGGACUCGCACUACAAAUACAAGUAUUCUUGAGAUGAAUCGCAUACUGAAUAUGUUCUCAGAAAAUACCAAUGAUGAUGACGAUGAUGAUGAUGAUGAUGAUGAUGAUGAUAUUGAUGAUGGUGAUGAUGAUGAUGAUCUCUACCAAUAAUGAGAAUCCGUGUACAAUUUUGUAAAACAAGAAUCUGAUUGCGCAAAAACAUAAUAAAUGACACAUUGCCAUUAAGCAAAAUAUUGAUCAUUGCUGACCUUAUUUUGAUGAUACAAAUUGCUUAUACUGCUAAAAGAUUAAUUUUGUAUGGCAAUAACACAAUAUAACAUCCCACAACAAAUAUGAUCACCUCAAUUUUAAUUUCAAUUUGUAUCCAUCAUAAUGUUAACUCUCAAUUAAUGUGGCAUUUAAUUUGAAUAUCUGGUUAAAUUUAAGGUAACAUCAAAACCAACUCAUAUUUCAUUAUGGAUGUGGGUGAAUCUUUAAACCUCUGGGGUGAUGGUUUGAACAACUGAAUUAUUUUGACAUUUUUAUUUUAAAAUUCAUUUCUUAAAUAUGUGAAUGAAUUAUGCAAAAUUCAUUGUAUUUUUUCCGUCAAUUUAAAGAUUUAAUUUCACAUUCAAAAGAAUGGACAGGAAAUUAUUGUUUAAAUAUUGAUAAAUCAGCUGCCUGUGCACUGUUUUAACCUGUAGAAUGCAUACUGGUAUUGGUUUGUGUGGCUCGGACAGGGUUUUUCUUUUAUGUUUGUUAUGUUAUUCAUGUUAUACCAACUCUUUAAUGUUUGAUUUCUUCAAAUAAAAUGACCAGACGUUUGGCACAAGAAUUCUGCAUGUUUGUAUUAAAAAUGUACAAAAUGUCUCUCGUGACACAGAAUAAAUGGGCAACAAUUAGAUGUGAAACAAUUAGAAGCUAUUUCCAAAAUCCAAUACCUACCUGAGAAAAAGAAGUUGUUAGUUUUUGUAUAACUUUCUUUUAAUACUGUUUAACGAGCAUCCAUAACAUCUCUAUAAUAUCUGUGGAAGUCACAGAAAUAUCACGGUCUUCAUAUACAGAGUUCACACAUACGUGUAUGAGUCAUUUAUAUUAGGAGCAGGUGUAGCCCGUUGAUCAGCUCCACUACUAAAGACUGGUUGAUUUGAUUGUAAACUCCACAUUUCCAUCUACGAACAGUUAACUUUCACUCCCUCACUAUUGAAGAAUCGUUCAACCACUGCCCUAACCCAACCACUUCACUUCCACUAUUCUUUGGGGAAACAUUCCAAAGACUGGCAAGCAUCUGCUAGAAGAAAUAAAACAAUAUCUUUGUCUUAUCAAAUGUCUUUGAUAAAUAGAAGUAGGUAAAGGAAGUUAAUUGAUUGGGAUUUUAGAUCUGCAGAAUUACUCUGGACAAAAUGAAUAGAAUUUUAGGGAAGAUUCAAACAAGAGGACAUGACUUCAGAAUUAAGGGACAGAAGUUUAGGGGUAAUAUGAGGGGGAACUUCUUUACUCAGAGAGUGGUAGCGGUGUGGAAUGAGCUUCCAGUGGAAGUGGUGGAGGCAGGUUCAUUGGUGUCAUUUAAAAAUAAAUUGGAUAGGCAUAUGGAUGAGAAGGGAAUGGAGGGUUAUGGUAUGAGUGCAGGCAGGUGGGACUAAGGGGAAAAAAAAUUUGUUGGCACGGACUUGUAGGGCCGAGAUGGCCUGUUUCCGUGCUGUAAUUGUUAUAUGGUUAAUUAAGAAUUUAUUUGAAUUAUAAUUUAGCUAAUUGUAGUUAUUUACAGACACACCUUGAUUUAUGCAAUAAGCGACUGAUGUAAACUUGUACUUACGUAAACAAUUCUGUACUCAGUACCUCCUGCGGUCAAGGGGUAACUUCAACAACACUGUACGAUCACUGAGAUUUACAUUAGAAACAAGGUGGCAAUGGCGGCAGUGCUUACCCAGAAGGCCAUGCACUGCAGAAAGUGCCCUACGGUGAUUCCAUCAGAAGUAAAAUCUGACUUAUGUAAAGGUUGACAGAACGUUACCCUAACUUAAAGCGGGCAGUGUUUGUACAUGUCCUUGUACUGAACAUUUAAAUAUGUAUUGUAUAGACUUUGGAAACCAUAUGUUGUGAUUAUGUUGGUGGGGAUUUAAUCAGAAUGUUAUUGUGGAAUUAUAUUAAAUUACACAUUGGAAGAUAUAUGAGAAGUAAUCAUUUGUGAUCAAUAUCAUUGUAAUAUCUUUAAUAACCAAACUUUAAACAAUAUUUUAAACAAAUAAUUAUUCAGUUGCCUGGGAAGUUGUUCACACAAGGGGGCAUCGUCCAGGUGGGUAUGGCUGCCCUGCCUGCAGCUGUCCGCCCUUUCACUUCCUUUUUUUAAUAUUUAGUACAUUAAGAAGUGUUGUUUGGAGGUCUAUUCUUAGUAUUUCUCAGUCCCUACCUUGUCGGAGAGGCGGCUUUCCUCCGAGCAGCAUCUCUGAGAAAAGCCGCGGGCUGCGGCGUUAACUUUAACAUUGGCAGCCUGGGAUCUUUCGCUGAGAUCGCCAGUGGUGGAGCUCCAUCCAGCGCGGCCUGUCGGCUUCUGAAGCCGUGGUCUCCGGUAAGGAUGUGGCCGUUCCAGGCAUCCCAAGCCGCUGAGAAGGUUCUCCCGACGACGGGGCACCAUCACCUGGUGAGAAGGGCCUGGAACAUCGGGCCCCGUAGCGGCGACUGCGGAGGCCUCAAUAGGCCCGACUAUGGGUGGACAACGGAAUGGGGACUGCACUUUGACCCUUCACUCACAGUGGGAACUAUUGUGGGGGGAUGUUUUAUGUUUUAUGUUAAAUUCUUCUUUAAUGUUGUGUUGUAUUCUUAUUAGUGUUCUGCAAUGGCAACGUGAAUUUCACGACACCAAUUGGUGUAUGUGACAAUAAAUGAACCUCUGAACUACACUUCGCUUUGUAUGUUCUAUGAUUCAAUUUCAAUAAAAUACAAAAUGGAAUGAAAAAUGAAGUCAUUAACAUAGUGUACUGCUAAACCUGAG
Messenger RNA from Leucoraja erinaceus (little skate), 3895 nucleotides. RefSeq lists its product as uncharacterized. The transcript is spliced from 4 exons. The record is from RefSeq and is a predicted model, not a curated record. Bases 151 to 1074 code for a protein of 307 amino acids. Lineage: Eukaryota; Metazoa; Chordata; Chondrichthyes; Rajiformes; Rajidae.